AUGAUGGUCGGAGUGGUUGCCAUCAAUUACCCCGAGACCUACACCUACGAGCGAUGGCAUGUCACUCUGCUGGUCAUUGCAGUAGCACUGGUUGCGUUGCUGUUCAACACCUUGCUGGCGCAGAAAUUACCCUUGAUCGAGGGGAUCAUCCUGGUUAUCCAUUGCUUUGGAUUCUUUGGUAUUCUGAUUCCUCUUUGGGUUCUUUCGCCGAGACCGGCCGCAUCGGAUGUUUUUGGAUCCAUCGAAGAUCGAGGCGGCUGGGGAAAUAACGGUCUUGCUUGCCUGGUUGGGUUAGUCGGACCGAUUUAUGCCUUGAUCGGCCCUGACUCAGCCGUCCACAUGUCCGAAGAGAUCCGUGACGCAUCGCGAGUUCUCCCCCUUGGCAUGAUCUGGACGCUUAUCCUCAACGGAUCUACGGGCUUUGUCAUGAUCGUUACACUCGCCUUCUGCGUUGGGGAUAUUGACCAUGUGCUGGAAUCCCAGACAGGCUUUGCAUUCAUCCAAGUCUUCCUCAACUCGACAGGAUCCGUCGGAGCUGCUACUGGGAUGACAGUGGUCAUCAUGGCCAUGCAGUUCUGCGCAGCCAUCAGCAACGUUGCCACCACGUCUCGCCAGGUCUAUGCUUUUGCACGAGACAAGGGGCUUCCAUUCUCCGACUUCUUGUCCAAGGUCAACCCAACUUUCACCGUCCCCUUGAAUGCAUUAUGCGUGAGCUUGGUGAUUGUCUCCCUUCUCUCCCUGAUUAAUAUUGGAUCGUCCGUGGCCUUCAAUGCCAUCAUGUCUCUAGGCACGGCGGCUCUCCUUUCCUCAUACAUCAUCUCCAUCACCUGCGUUCGCCUGCGGCGCUGGCGCAACCAGCCUCUACCUCCCGCCCGCUGGAGCAUGGGUAGAUUUACUCCCUUUGUCGACACCGUCUCCAUUCUGGUUCUGAUUAUCAUCUGGGUCUUUAGCUUCUUCCCUCUAACCGAGAAGGUCAAUCCAACCUCAAUGAAUUGGAGCGUGGCAAUCUUCGGAGGCGUCAUUCUGCUCUCUCUGGUGUAUUACCAGUUGCAUGCAAAAACGGUAUAUAAAGGGCCGGUGACAAGAGUGAAUGUGAUGGCCGAAUGA
Messenger RNA from Aspergillus lentulus, 1107 nucleotides. The record is from RefSeq and is a predicted model, not a curated record. Lineage: Eukaryota; Fungi; Ascomycota; Eurotiomycetes; Eurotiales; Aspergillaceae.